Molecule: messenger RNA, 1333 nt
Organism: Zerene cesonia (dogface butterfly)
Lineage: Eukaryota; Metazoa; Arthropoda; Insecta; Lepidoptera; Pieridae
Exons: 2
Coding region: 189-1136 (315 amino acids)
Source: RefSeq, a predicted model, not a curated record
CAGCUGAUAGAAAGUCGGCGCAUACUGGUGUAACCCACAGUUGACAACCGACGCUGUUGCUCGCUGGUGUCGACGCAAAUGUUACCGGCAUCCCGCGGAAUAUAGUUGCGUCUUCGUGUACUAACAUUAAAAGAGAAUAAUAAAAAAAAAAACAAAACAAAAAAGAACUCUAAAAAACCAUUGCAAAAAUGAGUGUCAGUGUCAGGAUUGUGGCCUCGUUUCUUCUGAUUUCUGCAAUAACAGCUGUUCCUGUUAAGGAGAAAAGCGAAAAGAUCGAUGAAUUCACUGGAGAUCUUGAAGCAGAAUCAUCAGAAAUCAUUUCAGAAGCUGUGGCUCCACCAGCGAGCUUAAGUCACUUUAGUCCACGAAAUAGGGCGCCAGCGGUCGGCCAUGGAGACCAUUCUAUUGAAAUUGUUAGCGAUUCACAAACAUUUUUCCCAACGUUUGCUAACUUUUUUGAACCAAAGCCACAACAAAAUAACUUCAGAUUCGGUUUCGGUAAUCAAGAGGCUGCGUUUAGCCAGCGACCGAAUUCCUACAGAUCUCUACUGAACUCACCUCUGUUUGGAGGCUAUAGAGCUAUUGACAAUUUUUCUAAACAAAACACACCAGCGUCUGAACCUCUUGUAGAUGCUAGUUCAAGUGUACUUGGCUCUGGAAACUUUGGAAUCAUCAGAGGAGGAACAUUUUUCACCCAAAAUGACGAAGGAUCAGACUUUGGUGACGGUCUAUCCUACUAUAAUAAUGGCCAUGGCAGACCAUCUUUAAACUUGGGAUAUAUUGCAAAUCCACGGCCAAACUAUAAUCACGAUCAAUUCGCAAACUUCAAAGACUUCGCUGAUAUCAACACUCCCUCGAAUUCAGAUUAUUCUCACUACGUGGUAGUGUACGCGAACAAAAAUGCAACGCUCGAUGAAAUAAGUGAAGAGACAAAACAAGUAGUAUACAGACCUAAAAAUAUAUUCGAAACUCUAGAACAGAUUGACACGACUGUUGCCCCUAAAGUGUCGAAGUCAAAAGCAAAAUUAGCAGUGACUAAACAAAAGAUGCAAAACAAGAAAGAGAAAUGGAAUAAAUCGUCGAAACUGUCAAGUGUAAAACAUGAUCCAGAGGAACCGCUAUUAGCGUUAAGUUAAAAACGUAGUUACAAUACAAAAGACUUGUUAUUGCCUAAGUGUUAUAAGUAACCUAGUUAUACAUAGACAUAAAUAGUUUGCAGCACUUAUCACUCCCAAAACGUGGUAAAAGCUCACUAUCUAAAUUAAUGUAAAUGUACAGUCCCGAGAGUGCUUGUUGUAAAGUUAAUUUUAAGGAGUGAUUGAUAAUCUGGAAA